This is a messenger RNA of Rotaria sordida, 2259 nucleotides long. Lineage: Eukaryota; Metazoa; Rotifera; Eurotatoria; Philodinida; Philodinidae. The record is from the annotation of a GenBank genome assembly.
AUGGAUUCAAAUUUACCAUCUUCAAAACGCAACAAAAGAAGUAAAGAUGGUCAUGAUAUAUUAAAAUAUUUCAAAAAAAAGAAGGCUGAUGAUACAACUUCUACAAUCUGUUCAUCAGCAGUCACAUCUAAUAGUUCAAUCUCAAAUGAACAAUCGAAUGUAGCAGUAAGUGUGGAAAAUAAAGAAGAAUUAACAACAGCAGAGGUGGUAUUUGAAAGCGAAGUUUCAACUCAAGCAAACAAUGACAUAAUAAUAACAGAGAGUGAUAUAGAAGAUGAACCAGCACCAAGUAAUUCAUCUUCAGUUCGACAAACAACAACACCAACCACAACAAUGAUGGAAUGUUCAACUGAUAAAACUUUUGUGGAUGAAAUUGGAGUUCAACUUCGUAUAAUUGAAACAUUGUUUGAGUCAUGCCAAAAGCUGAUCAAAUCAUCUACAUCAAUUGACAUUUGCCCAGAAAUAUUUGUAGAACAAUCAAACGUUUUUGCUGAAAAAAUUGUCCAAUAUGGAACUGAUUUGAAAAAUUUAUGUACAAGUUUUAUAUCAAUGAUAGAAACAAAUCGAAAUAAUAUAAUAGUAACUAAUCCAAAACAAGAUAAAUUAAUUGAUCGUGAUCCAGGUUCAUACAACAGCAACUACAAAUUUACGGAAGAAGAAUUACGGUAUUUUGCUUCAGUAGGUCCAUUACAAAUUAAAUUAGAUCAUUAUCCAAGAAAUGAAGAAUUAUAUACAACUGGAAAGACAUGCAGAUUUGCAACAAAAUGGUAUGAAGAACACUCAUACCUAGAAUAUAGUGAAAAAAAAGAUGCUGCAUUUUGCUUUACUUGUCGAUUAUUUACCGAUGGACCAGGAAGUGAAAAACAUGCUGAUGCUUGGACAUCGAAUGGUGUUCGUAAACUCGAACAACACUUCUCAUCGAUUGCGCAUGUAGCAUCAGUUAAUCGCUACUUAAAUUUUAAAACAAAGAAAUUGAAUGUUGAUUUAAUGCUUGACAAUAAUAGACGUAAAGAAAAUCAAGAACAAGAAAAAAUUCUACAAUUAAAUAAAGAAGUAAUCGUUACUUUACUCGAUUCAGCAAGAUUUCUUGCAGCACAAGGUUUAGCAUUUCGUCGAGAACCGGAAAAUGAAGGUAACUUCAUUCAACUUAUUCAAUUACAACGUCGAAAUAAUCAUAUAUUGAAUGAUUGGUUUUUAAAAGCAAAAUUAGAUAAAUAUCAAGUAUCGUACUUAAGUCACCGAUCACAAGACGAUAUCAAAAGAUACCAUGUUCUUCGUGAACAGCUGGACAAAUCACCUUAUGGAUUAAGUGUUAAAUCAUUAUCAGGAACGAGAUGGAGUGCAAAUUAUGAAUCAAUUCAUAGUGUCAUUGAAUCAUAUGAUAUAAUUCUUCAGUGUUUAAUUUUAGUUGAAGAAGAAACAAAUUUUGAUAAAGAAACAAUGUUAAAAGGAAGAGCUUUAAAGAAUAAAUUGAUGUCGUAUGAAAUUUUCGUUUUAUUAAAAUUUUUAGAAAAUAUUACAAGAACAACACAUUCAUUAACAAAGCAUUUACAAUCGAAAGAACUCGAUAUACUUUCGUCAAUAGAUUUAAUUGAUAGUACUUUGAAAUUAAUAAAAAUAAUGAGAAAUGAUGAUCAAUCAUUGAUAAACAUUCUAAUAUGUGGAGAAGAACAUGGUAAACUAUACGAUGUUGAUAUUGAGAAAGAAUUUGACCGAUUGCACCGGCCUCGUCAACGAUCAUGUCGGUUUGAUUCUAAACCGGAAACAGCUGUUCGUUUAACUAGACAGUCAUUUUAUUUAAAACUAUUUCGUGAAAUAUUAGAUCAUUUGUAUACAACGUAUGCAGAUUAUCUUAAAGUUUUAAAAGAAAAAUUAAAAUGGUUUAAUAAUAUAACACCUGAUCGGAUUGAACAGUUAACAUUAGCUGAAUGUGAGCACAUGUGUGCAAUAGUGCCAAAUUUGAUAAGUGCACAGUUAUUAUAUACUGAAUUUCAAUUAUUAACUGAUAAAAUAAAAGAAUGUGAUGAUAUGAGUCAAGUUAUCAGAUUAUUACAACAAUCUGGUCAUUUAUAUCCCAAGUUGUCAAAAGUGUAUAAUUUUAUCUUAACAUUACCAAUAUCAAUUGCGAAACAUUUAUCACUAUGUUCAGUUGAACGUGAUUUAAUAGAAAAAUUAAAUUUAUCAAAACUUUCUAAUGAUUGGCCAAUAACAAAUGUGUAUCAUGAAAAAUCAAGCGAUUGUUUUUUGAGCAAUAUUUGA